Messenger RNA from Colletotrichum abscissum, 312 nucleotides. RefSeq lists its product as uncharacterized. NCBI's taxonomy places the organism in Eukaryota, Fungi, Ascomycota, Sordariomycetes, Glomerellales, Glomerellaceae. The record is from RefSeq and is a predicted model, not a curated record. Bases 1 to 312 code for a protein of 103 amino acids. The transcript is spliced from 3 exons.
AUGAUUUGCUACAUAUUCCUCAUGAACCUUUCCAUCUGCACACUCAAUUCCAAAAUCCCCGGCCGUCUCGACGUUCGGCCCGAUCCACCACAUUUGCGCCAUGCAGGGAACGAGGACGCCGAGGCAAGAGAAGCACGACCAAACGCAGCCACGCUUCGCGGCAGCUUCGCGGCGUUGUCCCAGGAGUCUGGAUCCUACCUCGCGCAGUUGACGCCACAGAACCAGAGGUCGUGGACGAGCACCACAGUUCACGGUCCACGGUUCACAUUGAGACUUGCCACCGAUGUCAUCAUCGGCGCAUACGCGUCGUAA